This is a messenger RNA of Apis florea (little honeybee), 1817 nucleotides long. RefSeq names its product M13 family metallopeptidase neprilysin 3 (gene Nep3). Lineage: Eukaryota; Metazoa; Arthropoda; Insecta; Hymenoptera; Apidae. Gene Ontology annotation, biological process: protein processing. The record is from RefSeq and is a predicted model, not a curated record. Gene Ontology annotation, cellular component: plasma membrane. Gene Ontology annotation, molecular function: metalloendopeptidase activity.
GUGAUUGAUCGGAAAAAUAAGACUCGUAAUGGUUAGAGAAUAAAAUGAUAUAAAAGAAAAAUAAAGAAAGGAAAUGAAAAAGUGUUACACUGACUGGGAUGGUAAACGAUAUUGUUACCGGCACGAGGUGACGAUAAAAGAUGGCAGGUGCACUCAGCCUCGGAGGAAAUCAAUAUUGAGAGAAGAUUGGUAGAGGGGUUGAGGUGCAUCGAAGCAUCCCCCCAUAAGAGAGAGCCACGGAAAGUUAGGAACGCGCCGAUAUAACGGCCGAACUGAGGGAAACGGUGGAAAAUGUCAUAGUCUCGUGGACGGAACAAUUUCGAGCGUAAUACGAGAACGUUCUCCUUGAUUUUUCAUCCAUCUUUCUUUCCAUCCAUUUCUCCGCUGUCCCGUCGCAUCGUUUUCUGGUCGGUUCCCGUCUACUCCCUUUUGUUCGAAAAUCCGUGUUUCGUCGUCGUGAAGCGACUACUCGGUACAGUGAAUCGAUAAAUUGUAAGUGAUAGUGCGCGGUGAUUACGCGAUCGUGCUGGACAAGAUGUCGGUGAAGAUGAUGAUGUACAAGCAAGCCGAGUUCGAGGACGAAGAUAGCAGUAGCAUCGGUUCCGUGGCUUUGAACAGCGAGGGCAUUAGCACAUCGGCCACGCAUAUACGAUACAAUUCGGGGAUCUCGAUGUGGAGGGCGAGGAGCGCUCUCGAGAGAUGUCUUUUCAUCAUUUGCGCGGGCCUCCUGUUGAUGGUGAUGAUGCUCUCGAUAGUGAUCAACAGCAAGAACGGUUGGGACGAAGCGCAGAUACUUCACGUUACCUCCCAUGGAGAAAAUGGUACAUACUGUUUAACCGAGCACUGCAUUACGGUAGCCGCUUCCAUUAUAAACAGCAUAGAUCGUUCGGUCGAUCCAUGCGACGAUUUUUACGAAUACGCGUGCGGCGGUUGGAUCAAGAAGAAUCCUAUACCGGAUGGGCUGAGCGUGUGGGGAACGUUCGACAAGUUCGAGCAAGAAAAUCAGCUAAUUGUGAAAAACGUCCUUGAGAAACCAUUGGUCGAGAUGAAAUCAAAGGCCGAGAAAAAAGCAAAGUAUUAUUUUCUCUCGUGUAUGGACGCGAACGAUACGAUCGAAACGCUCGGUGCGAAACCAAUGUUGGACUUGUUGGAUACUAUCGGUGGAUGGAACGUUUCCGGCAAAUUCAAUAUAAGCGAAUGGUCUUUGCAGAACAGUAUGCAUAUUCUGCAAAAUGUUUACAACAUGGAUGGUUUAUUUACAUGGGCGGUAAACGAAGAUGAUCGAAAUAGUAGCAGACACAUUAUACAAAUCGAUCAGGGAGGUUUAACGCUGCCAACCGUUGACGAUUAUCUCAACAUCACCGAACACGGUAAAGUGUUGGCUGCUUAUUUGGAAUACAUGACAAAGAUCGGCGAGCUGUUAGGCGGAGAGACGAACUCGACGAGGAAACAGAUGCAGGAUGUGAUACAGUUCGAAACGAAAUUGGCGCGGAUCAUGACGUCACCCGAGAAUCGUCGGGAUAAAGAAAAACUUUACAAUUUGAUGUCGUUGAACGAACUUCAACGCAAAGCGCCUUUCAUGUCGUGGGUAGACUAUUUUAAAAAUGCGACGCGCACCGUUAACAAGAAGAUCAACGACAAGAUGAUGAUCGUGAAUUUUGCCCCGGAAUAUUUUAUCAAAUUGUCCAACCUGGUAUUAGACUACAACAAAACGAACGAAGGAAAAGUGUAAGUUUCCUUUCCCUCCCCGAAACCCUCCCCAGAAACGAACAAGCAUCUCUUUAUCCCGCGUAUCCUUCCCGCUCUCUCUCUCUCUC